This is a messenger RNA of Salvia splendens (bonfire salvia), 2008 nucleotides long. Its product is annotated as glucan endo-1,3-beta-glucosidase 3. The record is from RefSeq and is a predicted model, not a curated record. Lineage: Eukaryota; Viridiplantae; Streptophyta; Magnoliopsida; Lamiales; Lamiaceae. Bases 300 to 1808 code for a protein of 502 amino acids. The transcript is spliced from 4 exons. Gene Ontology annotation, biological process: carbohydrate metabolic process. Gene Ontology annotation, molecular function: hydrolase activity, hydrolyzing O-glycosyl compounds.
AUCGCAUAUAAAAAAAACAAAGUAUAGAAAAUGAAAUUGAAUAUUGGCCGUCGAUUUCUGACAAAGUACAGUAAAGUGAUACGACACAGAAAACACACAGGCGAUUCCUCUACAGACAGCACCCCCUUCCCCACACACGCUCAUUUCCUCUCUCUCCUCACUCAACCACUGCCAAAGCUGUAGUAGCAAUUGCAACCCCUUCACCCGCCUAUUUUGUUUGGGUUUUUUCUCAAAUAGCGUGGGCACUUGGCUCUUUGGAUUGGAGCUUUGUAGUUCAAGAAACAUAAAGGCUUCGCCAAAUGGGUUUAUUUCUUCUUGCUCUUUUCCUCAUGGCCAUUUCUGCUUCUUGCGCUGAUGAAGAAGCUGCUUUCAUUGGAGUAAACAUAGGCACUUCCCUCUCGGACAUGCCAGAUCCGACCCAAGUGGUGGCCCUUUUAAAGUCUCAGCAAAUCCGGCAUGUAAGGCUUUUUGAUGCUGACAGAGCAAUGCUACUAGCUCUUGCUAAUACUGGUAUACAUGUCACCGUAUCCGUGCCUAAUGAUCAACUGUUAGGCAUUGGGCAGUCUAAUUCCACUGCAACUAAUUGGAUUUCUCGCAAUGUUCUUGCUUAUGUCCCUGCCACAAAUAUAACUGCGAUAGCAGUUGGCUCGGAAGUUCUAACCACGCUUCCAAAUGCUGCUCCAGUUCUUGUCUCUGCUAUGAGUUUUAUUCACUCUGCCCUCGUGGCUUCUAAUCUUGGCUCUCACAUAAAAGUUUCCACUCCACACUCGUCUUCCAUAAUCCUUGACCCGUUUCCGCCCUCUCAAGCAUUCUUCAAUCGCUCUUGGGAACCUGUCAUGGUGCCGUUGCUCAAGUUUUUGCAAUCUACAGACUCUUACCUUAUGCUAAACGUUUAUCCAUAUUAUGAUUACAUGAAAGCUAGUGGUGCCAUUUCGUUGGACUAUGCUCUUUUCCGACCUCUUCUUCCAACCAAGGAAGCUACUGAUCUCAAUACGCUCCUCCACUACACCAAUGUAUUUGAUGCUGUAGUUGAUGCAGCGUACUUUGCAACAUCGUAUCUGAACUUCACUAAUAUCCCCAUCGUGGUGACAGAGUCAGGUUGGCCUUCCAAGGGUGACUCAUCAGAGCCGGAUGCCACCCUAGACAACGCCAACACAUACAACAGUAACCUCAUAAGGCACAUUCUCAACAACACGGGGACCCCAAAACACCCUGGAAUCGCUGUUAGUACAUUUAUUUACGAACUAUACAAUGAAGAUCUUAGGCCAGGACCCGUUUCGGAGAAGAACUGGGGGCUCUUUGAUGGCAAUGGGGUGCCGGUUUAUAUACUGCGCCUGACUGGCUCAGGGACAGUGUUGGCAAACGAUACUACUAAUCAGACUUAUUGUGUUGCAAGGGAAGGCGCUGACAAGAAGAUGUUACAGGCAGCAUUAGAUUGGGCGUGUGGACCAGGGAAAGUAGAUUGCUCUCCUUUAUUGCAGGGGCAGCCAUGCUAUGAACCUGAUACUGUUGCUAGCCAUGCUUCGUAUGCUUUUGAUGCAUACUAUCACCGUAUGGCAAUGGGUGAGGGGACCUGUAACUUUAAUGGUGUUGCUAUGAUCACCACAACAGACCCAAGUCAUGCUUCUUGCAUUUUUUCUGGAAGUGCUGGAAGAAAUGGCACCAUCACAAAUACAACAGCUGUCGCUCCAUCAACCAAUUCUACGGUUUCUGGUGGUCAUUCGCGCUCUCUGUGCAGAAAAGAUUUUUACGGGCACUCUCUAGUACUACUACUUGGUUUCGUGUUAUGGACUGCUGCAUGUUUGUAAUGAUAUAUAUCCACAUUCAUGUCUCCGACUAAGUCGUGCUUGAAACCCUAACACAAGUCCAGCACACCCAAUUUUGUUCUCUCCAGAAGAGUUAGGGGUGAGAAUUUCCUUGUGUAACAUAGCUGGGAGUUGUAGAAAAGUAUUGAUUCAUUCAUUUGUGUAACAAAACAUCAAUUUCUCAAUGAUUCAUGAUUUGUGCC